CAGAGACUGCGGACAGAGUACAGGAGAUGACCAGAGAUGGCGGACAUAGUACAGGAGAUGACCAGAGACUGCGGACAUAGUACAGGAGAUGACGAGACUGCAGACAUAGUACAGGAGAUGUCCAGAUACUGCGGACAGAGUACAGGAGAUGACCGGAGACUGCAGACAUACUACAGGAGAUGACCAGAGACUGCGGACAUACUACAGGAAAUCACCAGAGACUGCGGACAUACAACAGGAGAUGACCAGAGACUGCAGACCUUAGGGAUCUUCUGAGACAUGUGACAGGUCCUAGAAGACUACAGGUGGCCGUUCACAAAGUGCAGCGCUUCUCACACAUGCGCAG
Molecule: messenger RNA, 346 nt
Organism: Staurois parvus
Lineage: Eukaryota; Metazoa; Chordata; Amphibia; Anura; Ranidae
Source: the annotation of a GenBank genome assembly